CUGUCUUCUCUGCUUCGUUUGCUCCAGCAGCGCCUCCAUCCAGCCGGUGACGGGUGACCGACGGCGACUCCGGCGACCAAGGCCGCUUGCUGCGUUAUUCCGUUGAGGAGGUGCGCGGCUGGGCACCACCCCCCUCCACCCGGCUGCCUUGGGCGAUUCCGGCUACCAAGGCGAAAGGCCUUGAGAAACGAAGCGAAGUGCACUGAAGUCUGAAGAGCUGAACCUCUUGUCAGCUCCAGCAAACUAGCAGAGUCUUCUAUCACCAAACAAGCUAAGGGCCGCGAUGUCGUUACGACAGCUACUUGGAUGGUCAGAAGGGGACGUGAUGCGGCCAGAGUCAAAGCCCUGCUCCCGUCUGAUGCGUCACACUGCUGGCAUCUUCUCCGUUGGUGGCGGCCUUGCUUUCUGGGUGCUCUGCCGCCUUCACUAUGGUCCAAGGAUAACUGUUCCAAGGAGUCUCAGGUGGGCAUCAUGCGGAGCAGUCUCUUGUAGCGCGACAUCGGCGGUGCUUGUGCGGCUCUUCAGCCCGGAGUGUGAACCGCAGAACAUAGCAGCCUAUGACAGACCUGAGCACAGGCCUGCAUAGUUUCAUGAAAUCUCAGGGGCCAGUCUAGGAAGACCCAUGUGAGCUUUGCUGAUUCUGUUCAGGAGGUCGAUUUAUGUCUCCGUGGAAUAUGUUUAUGAGUAAUGUAGCCUGCUCUUAAUCUGAAAACCUAUCUCCCUCGAUAUUUCCUGGCUCGCCAUCACUUUUUACUCUGAUGAUCUGGUGCAUGUAGCAUCAAAGUUGUUUCUCCGACGCUUGCAAAUCGAGUAUGGUGUACUGGAAUCGAGGUGCCACAUUUUCGAAAUGAUGUGUUAAAUUUACUUA
Messenger RNA from Lolium rigidum, 868 nucleotides. RefSeq lists its product as uncharacterized. The record is from RefSeq and is a predicted model, not a curated record. The transcript has 4 exons. NCBI's taxonomy places the organism in Eukaryota, Viridiplantae, Streptophyta, Magnoliopsida, Poales, Poaceae. Bases 284 to 586 code for a protein of 100 amino acids.